UGCUUAAUGUACCUGUAUUUUUAAUUGUACUGAGGCAACUGUUUCCCAAAGUCUCUUAAAACACUCAGGAAUAGUCAGGAAUAGUAUCGUAUGGUACCAACCGUCCGGUAGAAUGGGUAGAUCAAAAUAGAAAGUAAAGAACGAAUACUGUUGCAAAUACCGCUUCGACCUCGAAAACAACAAUUUACUGAAAGAGAACAAAACAGAAUUCGAGGACUUAAAUUGCGGACUUGAAAUAGUUUCAACAAAUCCUAACCUAUUUUGAUGCAAUCCCCGAUGUUGAAUUUUGUCAACGGUGUUUUUAAGAUGAACACCACCGACAAAGUCCUAUGGGCUCUUGCGCUUUUCCCUAUCGCUGCUUUUCAUGUCACAGUUCGCGUUGAUAAUGAAAAACCUGCCAUGGGGCACAUGGCAGGGGCUGUGAUGGUUGUCGCUGCUCUGCUACUGAGGCUGAAAAAAUACCUAAUGGAAAGAAAGGCUGCCAGAGAUCCCGUCCCGGGCUUCCCGUCCGCGAAAGGUGCACACUGGCUAUGUGGUCACACUAUCAUGAUACGCUCUAGCGAGCUCAAUGGUAAAAUGUGUCUCGCGGGUCAAAAGGAGGUUUACAUGGACUCGGCAGAUCCCGAAACGGGUGUUUCGAGUCUUUGGCUUUUCCAUAUACCGUCUGUGAGUGUCUUACAGUCCAAAGACGUAAAAAAAAUCCUUCGCUCCAGCUCGUAUCGAAAGUCCAACGGUCUAGUCGAUGCACACAUAAAGAACCUCUUGGGCCGGCGAAAUCUAAUUUCUUUGACAGGGACAGAAUGGCGUACGUUUCGAAACGCCGUUCACAAAUGCUUUACGCAGACUGCUGUAAAGCAAUCCCAGGAAACCAUGCACGAAGUUGGAAACGCCAUGGCAGAAUCGCUCCUAAAAGAAAUAAGAAUGCAAGAGAAGGACAACGAUUUAUUUCAACCUACAGUUCGAAAAGUGCUGCCACUCAUGAAAUGUGCCACUGUUGAUGUAUUUGGGCUGGCCAUCCUUGAUGGCUUUGACUUCAAGUGCAGCAAGCGACUGAAGCUAAAUCCCCUGGCGCACUCGUUUGAAUAUUUGUUGGCGGAGUUGGUCCGGCGUUUCCGGCGCCCGUGGGAUCCGACCUCCUUUUUGUACAACAUCCCGACCACCUCUAAUCGCGAAUACAAACGGCACAAAGAACACAUUCUAACUUUUAUUCGCGAGCAGGUGGCCCAAGCGCGUGCUCGGAUUGCUGAGGAAGAACAACUGUGCAGAAGUAGUACCAUCAACUAUAACCAUGCGAAUAGCAAAAGCAAAGAAGUCCAGAAGGAAACUACUAAACAGAAGCGAUCAUCUGAGCUGAUGACCAAUUUGAUAAAUGCUGCAACAAAUAUGAAAGCUAGCCACAAGAACAAUGAUUGUGGCUAUGAUGCAAUUGUAGAAGAAACUUUGGAGGAUGUUUACAUGAGUCUCUUAUUUGGUGCAUACGACACAUCAAGCAUAACGAUGACCUAUGCGCUGUAUCUUCUUGCCACACAUCCGCAUAUUCAAGAGAACUGUGUUGAAGAAAUCCUAACGGUACUGAAUAGGAGAAAUGAACCACACAUGAAUAACUCCGAGGAGAGUGGAAAUUGUGGUAUUAGUGCGAAAGAUCUUCCCUACACGAAGGCUGUAAUUAUGGAGUCCUUGAGAUUAUUCCCACCUGCAUAUACCACGAGGCGCAAUCUAGAAAAACCGCUGAAGCUACCAUCAAAUGGAAAGUUACUUCCAAAGGGUCAGAUGGUCAACAUAUCCAUUUGGAGCAUUCAUCGAUCCGAAAUCAACUUCCCGCGCCCAACAGACAUAAUUCCCGAAAGGUGGGUGCGGCGAAGAAAAAACAAAACAAAUUUGGCAAGUAAAGUUGACGGUGAUGAUGCUGCUGAUGAUGAUGAUGCUGAUGAUAAUGAUGCUGAUGAUAAUGAUGCUAGUAGCAAGUGCGUCAGUGCCUGGGAAGAGCGAGGACCAAAUGAUGACGAGGAGGCCAAUAUGAUAAUUGCACCCGCAAAUCAGGAUGCAUUUUUUGCCUUUGCCGUCGGCGCGCGUAACUGCGUUGGCAAAGUUUUUGCUAUGGAAGAAAGCGUUAUAAUACUGGCGUGUCUAUUAAAGAAACUAAAAUUUGAUCUCGUCUCGUCCGACUAUAUGGUGAGACCAGUCAUAUGUGGCUUUGUACAGCGGCCCGAUGAUGACAUGCCCAUGAGGAUACAAGAAAGACAUCAAUGAAUGGACUAUGGCGCCGAUCUGAUGGAAUAAAGUAUUGCACGAUAAUCAUUACAAUAAUUAUUGUAGUCAGAU
Messenger RNA from Pseudo-nitzschia multistriata, 2322 nucleotides. NCBI's taxonomy places the organism in Eukaryota, Bacillariophyta, Bacillariophyceae, Bacillariales, Bacillariaceae. The record is from the annotation of a GenBank genome assembly.